UUUCUUCUUCUUUGGUUAUUUCUUUUUCUGCUUUCUUCAUCAAUUCUCUCAUCUUAGCAUUUUGAACCUCCAAGCACUUUCCUCUCAUGGAUUGCGUUAAGCCAAUUGUAGAUCUUAUUGACAAAUAUCUGAUUAGCCCUUUUGUUCAAGAGAUGAAGCACUUGACAAGCUCUAAUGAAAAUGUCAAGGGCCUUCAAACUAUAGUUCAAAAUCUGAUGGCAAGGAGGAAAGAUGAGCAAAGCACUCUCAAAGGAGAAGAAAAUGCUGGAAAAGUGAAGACUGACGUAGCCAGCAAUUGGUUUCAGGCUGUCCAUGAAAUCGAAAUGGAAGCCAAUGCCAUAGAAAAGGAGUAUGAUCAAGCGACAUGCCCAGGAGGGGAUUGGUGGGUGAAAUACUGUUCAUGCUACAGAUUGAGCAAGAGGUCUGUAGACCUCAAGCAGAUGGCUGAUGAUAGGCUGAAGGAAGAAUUUGUUCUGGCAAGGCCAGUUUCUUCUGCAAAGUCUGUGAUUAAGAUGCCAACCGAGCCAAUUGAGAACCAGUCAUUUUCUCAACUCACGCUGAAGGAGAUGCUUGAUUGCUUAGGUGAUUCUGAUCCACAUCUUGAUAUCAUUGGAGUAUAUGGCAUGGGGGGAGUGGGUAAAACCACUUUGGCCAAACAAGUUAACAAUCACUUCGAAAACGAUGUUGAUUCUUGUUUUCAGAUUGUGAUAAUGGUCACCGUGUCUGCAACUCCCAAGAUACAAAGUAUCCAAACCAAUAUCAGUAAGCGUCUUCAAUUACCAGAAGGUAGUGGGGCUGAAGCAUUGUUUGAUGCCUUAAGAAAAAAGAAAUUUCUUCUAAUUCUGGAUGAUGUGUGGCACAAAUUAGAGCUUGGAGAUGUUGGAAUCCCUCACCCUCGAGACGGCAAAUUCGGUAGCAAGAUCCUAGUGACGAGUCGGAUUCAAGAUACUUGCACAGAUAUGGGUGCAAAAAAAACAAUAAAAGUGCAGACAUUAUCAAAAGAAGAGUCAUGGGGACUCUUUGUUGAAGUUGCUGGCGGACAUGUUGCUGCCAAUGAUAUCAAGUGCUUUGCUGAAAAGCUUGUUGGAAGGUGCAAGGGUCUCCCUCUCGCAAUUGUCACGGUUGCUCGAGCAAUGGCUAAUCGACGUGGAGUUGGGGUGUGGGAGAAUGCAUUAAGGUCAAUGGAGCAAUCAGCUAAGGAUCUCCGAGAUGGAGAUUAUGAAUAUAGUCUGAGGAUGCAUGAUAUGAUGCGAGAGCUUGGGCUUUGGAUUACUUCUUCUUCAGAGUACUACUCUGAUAGUAGCCCCAAGUUCUUGACAAGGAGUGGUAAAUCGGUCAAAGAGGCACCAAAAGCUCAUGAGUGGGUAGAUGCAACAAGGGUUUCUUUAUUAAAUACCCAAAUAGAGAAGUUGCCAGAGUUGGGAGAGACAUGCCAAAAACUAACCACUUUUCUAUUCACGGGGAAUAAUAUCUUCACUGUUAUUCCCUCCACAAAUUUCUUCCAGCACAUGGAUCAUCUUAGCGUACUUGAUCUUUCUUGCUCAGAUGGAUUGGAAUUUCUUCCAAAUUCCUUGUCAUGUUUGGUCAAUCUUCGGGUGCUUAGGCUACAGUGGUGUAAAGUUUUGAGAGCAUUGCCUGAAGUCGGAAUGCUCCAAAAGCUCCAAGUUUUAGGGUUGCAUGAGUGUGAAGAGUUAGAGCAGGAAAUCCUGGGAUCUGAAUGCGUGGGAAGUGAAGGUAAUUUAAGGUAUUUGGAUGUGGAAAUGACUAAAGUUUCAAUUCCUGUGGGGGUAAUUUCUCGUUUGCACAAACUAGAGGAAUUGAGAUUGUUUAGAGCUGAAAAUAUAAAAUGGAGGGUGAGUGCUGCUAGGGAAGAUGAAAAAUGGGAAGGGAGUAGUACUGGGUCUGAGGAGGAGGAUGACCACUCCGUGAUCAAUAAUAUCAGUAAAAUUGAUGUGGAGGAGUUGGUCCAGUUGACCAAUUUAACAUCUCUUUCCAUUUCCUUGGAAGGUAUCACUAUUUCUGAUCGGUGGUUCGAACCUCUGGCCAAGAAGUUUACACAAUUGGAGCUGAAACAUUGCAGAGUCAUAGAACAAGAUGCUCUACAAGCUCUCAAUAAAUCUCCAAAUCUACGAGACCUGCAAAUUGAGGAUUGCCCGGGUCUGACAUGUGUGCCAGCCACUGCAGGUAGUAGUGUUGGAGGGAUCAAUGUUAAAAUAAGUGACUGUGAGGACUUGGAGAAUGUGUUUGAUGGAGCCGAUCGCGACUAUUAUGUGUACCAACAAGGUGGUGGUUCCUUUGUUAAGGAAUUAACCUUGGUAACUUUACCAAAAUUGGAAAGGAUAUAUGUGGGUCUCCCACCACCAAAUUGCUUUGCUCAACUAUCGGUGAUACGAAUAAGGUACUGCAAUAAGUUGAAGAUGGUCUUCACCAAGGGAAUGCCACGGCUCAACAACUUGAAAUACAUAACGGUUAGAUAUUGCCAUGAAAUGGAAGCAAUAAUUGAAGAGGAAGAGGUUGGGGAGGAGUUGGAAGGGAAAACCCAAAGUAAUAUUAAUGGAGGAGUAGUCAUCUCACCCUUCCCAAAACUGAAGUGGUUAUGGCUACAAGACCUACCAGCACUACAUGACAUGUGCAGCAGCAGUGGCAGCAGCAACCGCAUCUUCCUGCAUUGCCCCCUUCUAGAGAAUGUGUUUGUGACCGACUGUCCAAAGUUAAAGAAGGAUCCUCUCCCUAUAAGAAACGCCGAUGGAUUUCUUGUCAUCGAUGAUGAAGAAGGACAGUGGCGAAAAGGCUACAAGGUCAUGGAAGAGGAAAUUCAAGUGGCUUGAGGAAGACGAGUAAUUAAUUCAAUUCUCAUUCUCUUCCCCAUGUACUGAAUUUUUUUUUUUUUCUAAGUUCUUUGUGAUUGUCAUGUACCUCUCUAUAUAGUGUAAAGUUAUGUUAGUGUUGGGGUGGUUUAGAACAUGCUCUGGCAAUCCCAAGGGGGUAGCUGGGUUGGCAAGAGACCUUUGCCUUAGGAAGCGUGUGGUUCUGAGUUCGACUUUUCUUACCUCAUUGGGGUCACUCACAAUGGGGUGUUUAAGGUUGUGUUUGGUUGUAUAAUUCGUUGGAGUUAUUUUUCUGAUUUGGCAUAGAUUCAGUAGAGAGUGGUUUUGAUGAAUGUUAUUUAUUUUUGAGUCAUUCUGGAAAACUGUUUGGUUACCCAUAAUUCUGUUAUGUAGUUCUUUCUGAAAACUGUUUGGUUGACCUAAAUUUGUGAGAAUGAUUCUAUAGAAUCAGUUAUUAAAAACUGUUUGGUUA
This is a messenger RNA of Macadamia integrifolia, 3300 nucleotides long. Its product is annotated as probable disease resistance protein At1g61190. The coding region runs from base 87 to 2828 and encodes 913 amino acids. The transcript is spliced from 2 exons. Gene Ontology annotation, molecular function: ADP binding. Lineage: Eukaryota; Viridiplantae; Streptophyta; Magnoliopsida; Proteales; Proteaceae. The record is from RefSeq and is a predicted model, not a curated record.